CGCCGCCACUCGGGACUCCUUGCCGGACACUUGGGUGGCUGUCGCACCUUUGGGUCGCUGUGGAUGAAAGAUACAGAAAGAUACCCAUUGUCAGAGGAAAAGAAGGUAGCUGCCACUGAUAGGGCUGUCUAUUUGCUCUGAAGAAGGAGACCAUGCUGAAGCAUCUUUUUAAGAUACCUUCCAUUCUGGGCAUCAAAAAAGAUCAUCUAAUAUUAUCCUUGGUUUAAACAAGAAAGAUGAAUUUGAGGUGAUUGUUUGCUUGGUUCUGCUGCCCUGGAGUUACUGCAGAACAGACCCCUGGAAAGACACAGGAAAAUAGUCCUGUGUUGCAAUAGUCCUGUGUUUCACACCUGCAUAACCAUCUAAGAGAUGUCUCAUCUGAGCAAAGAUGAUAAGGCUCCUGAGAUGAUUUAAUCUGUGAUGGAAUGACAUCUGGGAAACUGCUGGAAUACUGCAGCAAAGGGCACCCAGUGUCUCUGCCCUCACUGAUCCACGUCACAGUCUGAAAUGAACCACACUUGGACGUAUAACCUGAGCUUUGGGGCACCUGCAGAUCCGUUUGAGCCAAGGGCUGGACUCUCACGAAGUGGGCACACAAUAGUGGCUGUUUUUCUUGGAUUAAUCUUGUUGUUUGGUUUCUUGAAUAACUUGAUUGUCCUCAUCCUCUUUUGCAAGUUUAAAACCCUUCGUAACCCAGUUAACAUGCUUCUCCUGAACAUCAGCAUCAGUGACAUGUUAGUGUGCAUCUCGGGCACUACCCUCAGCUUUGCAUCCAACAUCCGUGGCAAAUGGAUUGGAGGGGACCAUACUUGCAGGUGGUAUGGCUUUGUCAAUUCCUGCUUUGGCAUCGUGUCCCUGAUCUCGCUGGCGGUGCUGUCCUACGAGCGCUACAGCACUCUCACCCUGUGCCACAAGCGCAGCGACGAUUUCCGCAAGGCUCUGCUGGCAGUUGGUGGCUCUUGGAUUUAUUCCCUGGUCUGGACUGUGCCACCUCUGCUGGGCUGGAGCAGUUAUGGGGUAGAAGGUGCAGGCACGAGCUGCUCAGUGCGCUGGUCCUCAGAGUCAGCUGAGUCCACAUCCUACAUCGUCUGUCUCUUCAUCUUCUGCCUGGUGGUCCCUGUGAUGGUCAUGAUGUACUGCUACGGGCGCCUGCUUUACGCUGUCAAACAGGUUGGAAAAAUCCACAAGAAUGCUGCCCGCAAAAGAGAGUACCACGUGCUGUUCAUGGUGAUCACUGCAGUUAUCUGUUACCUGCUGUGCUGGAUUCCAUAUGGGGUUAUAGCAUUACUUGCAACAUUUGGCAAGCCAGGUAUUGUGACUCCAGUCACAAGCAUCAUACCUUCCAUCCUAGCAAAAAGCAGCACUGUUUGCAAUCCCAUUAUCUACAUACUUAUGAAUAAGCAGUUUUACAAAUGCUUUCGUCAGCUUUUCCACUGCCAGCCUCCUUCCUCCACCAAUGGAGAGCCCACCUACCAUUCCAAGGUAACUGUUAUCCAGCUGGAUCAGAGGGUGGAUGGUGGAAACGAGUGCAAUAAUGAACCACAUCCAGAAACAGACAGUAAAAUGACUUCUCUCCUGCGCCCAGAGCCAAUUUCAAAAGCUAUACCACCAACAUCUUAGGAAAACUCUCCAAUGGAAAGUACAAGCCUUAACCGAAGUGUGUUUUAUUUCACUGCCACAUUACCAAGUAAACUCUAAAAGUAAUAAAUGAAGUUGCCAUUUGUGGGAUUGGAAAACUGUCAAGAACAAAAAUUGUGACUCCUUAACAACAGAAAAAUAGCCACAUAACUCCAGGUAUGGUUCAGCCAUGACAAAAUUUGAAGCAGAAUCAUUGACUUUCCUGUAAAUGAGUUAAUGGAGGACUUAGAGGUGGUAGAGUUUUAGCUUCUAGUCCUCAGUGGUUCAGUGUCCUCCAGAACCAAUCUACAAGGCGUGCUGGGCUAUCUAGUUUAGGUCCUUAGCUUUCCUGCCUGGUUCCAUCCAGACCAUGUCUUGGGAUUUCAGUCUAGGUUGCUCAUAACCAACCUAACUUCUACUUACAUUUUUGCUCAUAUUGGAUGGUAAUGUUUGGCAGGAGGAAAGACAUAGCAGAAGUGACCUGGCAGACUAUUUUUUGAGUGGUAACAGCUAAGUUAUAGCUCAUUCUUCUGUUGAAAUCUGAAAGAUGAGCUACAACAACAGGUAGAGAUUAGCACAUGCAGAACUGUGCCUGUGCUGGAGGCUUUUCUGUCCUGCUGGAAUCAGGAGCACUCCUGAUACUUCCAGGACUUGUGUACAUGUCAAAUGUUCAAACCCCAGUCUGGGCAAAAAUGGUGGUCAGUGCCAGGCUGUUCCUCCUUUAGCACCUCUGACACUACAGACCUCCAGCCCAUGGGACCUACAGUGUGGUACAACCAGGACUUCCAUCCAAACCAUCUGUGGGUGAGAUGCAGGAUUACACAUGAACCUGAGGAGGUAGGUCCUUCCACUUAGCUGGCACAGCCCCCAGAUUCUCCCUCAAAAUGAUCUGCUCCUGCUGUUCUGUAUUGUAUU
Messenger RNA from Catharus ustulatus (Swainson's thrush), 2532 nucleotides. RefSeq names its product pinopsin-like. The transcript is spliced from 5 exons. Lineage: Eukaryota; Metazoa; Chordata; Aves; Passeriformes; Turdidae. The coding region runs from base 508 to 1620 and encodes 370 amino acids. Gene Ontology annotation, cellular component: photoreceptor outer segment; membrane. The record is from RefSeq and is a predicted model, not a curated record. Gene Ontology annotation, biological process: visual perception; G protein-coupled receptor signaling pathway. Gene Ontology annotation, molecular function: G protein-coupled receptor activity.